ACCAACAUGGCCGCCUCCAUUGCGCUGCGCUUGGAGUUUGGGGGUGGGGCUGAGCUGCUCUUUGAUGGAGUCCGGGAGCAUCUGGUGACUCUGCCUGGUCAAUCGGAGCCAUGGGACAUGAAGCAGCUACUAGCAUGGAUCAGAGGAAACCUGUUGAAGGAGCGCCCUGAGCUCUUUGUGCAAGGAGAUACAGUGAGGCCAGGGAUUCUGGUCUUGAUCAAUGAUGCUGACUGGGAGUUAAUGGGUGAGCUCACAUACCAGCUACAGGAUCAGGACAAUGUGGUCUUCAUUUCAACACUGCAUGGAGGGUAGAACUGGGAAGCUAAACAUAUUCUGAAUAGACUAUUCUCCUUCUGGUUCAUAUGUGAUUUUUUUUUUUUUUUGCCACAUGAAAAUGAACUGGCCUUCACCUCCAAAACCUCCAGGAUGGCUAACCAGACCUAUUAGCAGAGGGUGGUAUCAGACUGAAAAGUGUGUUCAGAGAUUAACAAAGGUUCCAUAAAGACUAUGCCAGUUUUCAUGGACAUUAUGAUUGUCUACAUUUAUUUUUUUCUAAAACUUUUUUGCACAAAACUGUAUGAUGA
This is a messenger RNA of Scleropages formosus (Asian bonytongue), 584 nucleotides long. It is a transcript of the gene urm1, whose product is annotated as ubiquitin related modifier 1. The transcript is spliced from 5 exons. Bases 7 to 312 code for a protein of 101 amino acids. Gene Ontology annotation, biological process: tRNA thio-modification. Gene Ontology annotation, cellular component: cytoplasm. The record is from RefSeq and is a predicted model, not a curated record. NCBI's taxonomy places the organism in Eukaryota, Metazoa, Chordata, Actinopteri, Osteoglossiformes, Osteoglossidae.